GCAGUCGUUCUUCAUCAGUCAUUGAGUCGGAUUUGUUCAGUAGACGGAAGAGAGUACACUCAGCUUUUCUCCGGAGCGGAGUGAACCAGAAUUUUAUCAAACGUCUGCGUCUUAUCGGCUAGUUGCCACUUAAUUUUAAAUAACCCCCCUUGGCCUAAUAAGAAUCAGGUUUAUCGAUCGUGGAAGACAGUUGACAGUUACGGUUAUCUUCAAUUGUGCGCCUUUGAAGGUGGUGUCGAUACACGCAAUUCCUCAAGAGUGCUACGUGGUGUAUUUUUGAAGUCAUUUGAGUGCAGUGAACAUUUAAACUUUUGAGACAGUUUUGUAAGAAUGGCAGCAGCAAUGGAGCUCCAGGAUCAGGGUGUUUCCCCGUCGCUGAUUCGGCUGUGGUCUCGUCGCAUGACCCUUGCUGGCGAGGAACUAGACCUCGGGCUGCUGGACGACUUGUACAACCAAGCAGAGGACAUAGACGAGUCAGUGGCGAAGAGCGGUCGCUGCAGCCCCUGCUUCCAGUACCACCAGGUGUGCGAGAGCGACCUAAGCGAUGUGGAGCUCCCUGAGGAGGCGGUCGCGCCCAGGAAGCUGCGCGGUGAGGUGCACCUGUGUCUGGACGGCGCGAUGGUGCGGGACGUCCCCGCGCGCUACACCGUGCCCGCGCCCUUGGAGCACGAGUUCCUGGCCGUGGGCGUGUGGCUGGACCCGCGCAUAGCCCCUGGCUUCCGCUACCGGGUCAGGCCGGUGCAGGAGCAGGACCAGUGCAACGGCCUGAUGAAAUCGAGCCACUUCUUCGGGGGCAGAGCCCUGACGCUGCAGAGCAUCGGCAGGGGCUACGCUCGCCGCGUCACCUUCCAGCCGGACACGGACCACUUGAACGACAACGCCAACUUCUUCUGGACGGACUCCUGGCCGCUGGGAUUUGCCUUUGAGCUGGUCGUGACGGCGGUGGGGGACAAGUUCACACUGCUGGACGCCAACCACAUCCCCGCCGGUACUCUCGAAAUACUGGAGAACAUGGCCUCUCAGGAAGAGAUGAGUCAUGUUGUACUUCCGGGUGGUUCUGUGGAAAAGACUGUCAAGCUGAGAAUACUGUGCAAAGUGGAAUGGUUUGACGGCCGAAACGCCGAGGUUGCUCCGGUGAGCGGAGUGGCGAUGGUGGUCAAGCCGCGAGGCGAGUCCGCGGCCUCGGUGUCCCGCGUCACCAAGGUCAGCAUCGGCGCCCAGAAGCGAGGCUACAUCCUCACACCCGGCGUGAACGACAAGUGCAGGCGCGUCACCGUCCGAGGCAGGGCCAUCGGGGACAUCCCCACCCAGUACACGGUCACCGGUCUGGACGCCUACGAGAUGCCCGUCAUCGGCACGUACGUGGACCCGCGGAUCCUUCCCGGCUUCCACUACAGGGUCCGGCCGGCCGGCAGCAAGCGCCACCUCUUCGACGGCAGGCCGCUGAAGCUCGCGAGCAUCGGCGCCGGGUACGGCAAGAGGCUCACCUUCGCGCCGGACGAGAACGCCCUGAACACGCCUACCAACUACUUCUGGAGCGACUCGUACCCCGACGGGCUGGGGUUCGAGCCCCGGGCGGUGAUGGUCGGAAUGAAGUUCGAGAUCUUCACGGGCGGGCAGAACAUCGGAGAAGCGACCGUGUUCAGAACUGACCUGCCCCAGGUGGAGGUGAAGCAAGAAGUGGUGAGGGACGAGGAGGGGCGUGCCACGGCGGUGAAGCACAUCCUGGUGGACGUGACGUGCCACGUGCGGCUGCGCACGGAGACGCGGGAGCACGCGGAGGACAUGCGCGUGUCUGGCACGGCCGUGGCGGAGCGCGGCCCGGGCCAGCCGUGCGCCGUGCUGCGCCGCGUGCAGGACAUCGGCCUGGACUCGCAGCUCAACGUGCUGUUCCUCGCGCGGCAGGCGGAGCUGGUGUUCCUGCCGCUCUGAGCGCCUCGCCGGUGCCGUGUUGCGUUUCCAUAGCAUCAUUACCGUUUAGAAACAAACUUGCGAUUGAGAUCGGAGACUCCACAAUCUAUCAUUUAAGUGAAUUCCCAAAAUUCUAGCACCUUCAUGCAUGUAUUAGAAAAGGUUUAGUUGAAGAAAAUAUUUUGCUUUGCGAUUUUUUUUCGAUGAGCCGUGCAGGCAGGGCCGCAACUAGAGUCUCUGGCACCCGGGGCAUGAAUGGAUUCAUGCGCCCGCCCCCCCUCUUGUUUUUGCACAUACCACACCAAUAAAGCAGGGGGUCUGGGGGCUCUCCCACGGAAAAAUGGUGCUAUUUAAGCAUUUUCCAUACCUACAUGUAACAGUUUCUGUGCUACUGUAACUUCCAUGCAUGAACCCACUAUGUCUAUAAAGUAGUCCGUAUAAUCACUAGACUUGUUCAUUAAAUAUGUUGAGACGUUAUAUUGUAAAUCAGAUUAGACAUUCCUGGCAUGCAAGUUAAAAAACUUUUUACCAGUUACCAGUUGUAGUAGGAAUUACAAUGCAAGCGAUUUCGGCGCCCCCACAGCUUUGCGCCCGGGGCGUAUUCACCACUUACCCCCCCCCCCCCCCCUAGUUGCGGCCCUGCGUGCAGGAUGUAGAGGUUCGGAGGCACUCCGCUGAAACGCCGGGAAUCUUCACAUUUCUGGAACAUUAGAGGAUAAACACCUGUAAACUUAGCGUAUAUUUCCUGUGAGUGCAUCGUGAUUUUGCACGCUUGCAGUAUUAAAUUUUUUUCAGUUGCACCAGAAGUCUGAAAGUAUCUAAAAAAAAAAGUUUUUUAAUAUUUAUUAAUUAUUUAAGUAGCUUGUGUUAUGUAAAUAACUGUAGGAUUUUGAGAACUGUCCUGUUAAUUUUACUCAAAAGUUUGCAGCAAAAUGUGAAUCUUAAUGUGAAAUGUGCACUGGUUUGCUAUUCUUCUCGAAACAGUAUACUGUAGUUUCAAGGCAAGGUAACAGAUAAAUGCCAAAUUUACAUGGCUCAAAGCAAACCAUACCUGCUUAUUCUUAAAUUGUCUGAGCUACAUUUUAUUUAUGUAGAUGCAUGGAAUGGUGUGAAAUGUCAAUAUUUUACACACAUGUGGUUUCAAAAUCAUUCAUUCCUACUGACCUAUGCACGAGAGAUUAGCUUAUUUUUAUCAAUUUUUUUUAGAGUAAGUGGUUAAUUAUAUUCAUUUGGGUAUUUUGUACUGGUAUAUUUUAAUGUAUCGAAUGUUUUAAAAUUAUUUUAAAAUUUGUAAUAAUUUUAUAAUUCUGUUUAAUGUAUAUUAUUUUAUACCAAAUAAAUUUAAAAGAUAUGCUUUUUAUAUAUUAUGUCUUUAAUGAAAUCUCUUUACCUUCUACUUUCCUGCAUUAUCAGGUAGAAAUAUUAAUAUUUGAUUAGCCACAACAUUGAAUUUCUUUGACUUCAGUGCGAUUUACAUUUUCAUAACUAUUCAUCCACUUUUAUAGAAACCUUCACGAAGCCUAGAGUUAAAAAGGAACUUGUGCCUACCUUUGAAUAAUUACACCAAAAACAGCUAACGCACACUCAUACUUUAAACAGAACUUUCACCUCUAUUUGUGGCUUUGUUGUUCAUUCUAAUUAAAAAUUGGUUAGUCAGUCCUGAAAAAAACUGUGUAUCACUUUCUUAAAAGUUAAAGGACCUGAUCUUUUAAGACAAAAAAUGACAAUUUAAUGAAUUUAACAUAUUUAGCCGGCAACUGCAUUUCACCAUCACAAAAUCUUGGGAAAAUAAAUAACGUCACUCUUAUUAAUCUCAGAUUUUGUUUUUUGAAAGUAAAUUUUUUUCCGACCUUGAGCUUCGAUACAUAGUUCUGUUUGUUCUCAUUGUUAUUUUACUAGGAUUCAAAUGCAAAUAAUCUUAAAAAGCAUGCGAGCAGUCAUGAAAAAUGAGAAGCCAAAUUGAAAUCACCAAUAUGAAAAGCACUUUGCACACUACAAGUGAUGUGAAACAGAUUACACACGAGCACAUAUUUGGCAGUAACAUUUAAGCCCUACCAAUAAUUUCUAAUAUAAACCAACCAAAUUCAACAAAAAUUUUUAGUGGUUCCUGUUACGUGAUAAAAUGAUUUCAGUGCAUCUUAUACCAUGUUGGUUCAUGUCCUAAAUACAAUGGUUGUAUAGGGAUUCUACUGAAAACAAUAUUCGAGCAGAAUGUGUAAUGCUUAUUGGGUUUCUGUUUUCCACUUUCUUUUUCCAUGUGCUGCAAAGUUAGUUGGAGUAUACAUAUACACUUAUACAUUUAGGGAAAUAUACAUAAAAUAAAUAAUCAAUUUUAAAAGUUUAACACACUUUGUGCUGGUCUCGGUGAACAAAAUCUUUGAUUCAGAAUUGUUAAUACCCUCUUUUAUUGCAUAAUCGUCGCACCCAUAUUUUAUGCCAUCAAAAUUGGAAUAAAAAAACUUCUCGCAUAAACGUUGCAUGUUUUUGAUCCCGCUAUUAGAUGCCGAGCGCUUUGUUGGGGUAUUUUUUCUGUAUAAAAGAUGUAUUUUUAGUAGAAAUCUAAUAGUUAUUCGGACAUUACCACUUACUUAUUUAAUUAACGAUAAUACGAAAUUGUCUGACGUGUAAAUUUUCUUUUAAAGACUUUUAAAACAUUAUAACCUUCAUCUGUUCGUCUGUGUCGCCACGGUUUACCGCUUACAAAAAUGUACCGCUUACAAAAAUGUAGCCAGCGUUCGGUGCAAUCAUUUAAGUUUUGGUUAUGUUGCUUCCCAUAUAGAGCACGCACACGUAGUUGAAUAUCGAUAUCUUGCCGAUGCAUGCAACGGGCUCUCUAUCAGGUGCCGAAUUAACUACAUUUGAUAGCCCGCAUUCUUUCUUUGUAAACGGCAAUAAUUAUGCGUUGGUUUACGUCACAGAUUCAAGUCGCUUGUGUUCGUGUCACAUAUUUAGUUUUUCUAUUUAAAGUUGAAGAAAGGUUUUUUUUUUAAUGAAUGAUUAAAAUAGUUUGGCAUGCACUUGUAUACUCCACCUUUUUUUAAAUAAUGUACUUUCCAUGAACGGGUUUUGUUUUCAUGAAUAACUUUACCUAACAAAAUUUUUUUUUUUCCCGCAUAAUCGUCGCACCCCUACUUUUUAAACUUGAAUUUAGAAGAAAAUAGCUACGAUUAUGCGAGAAAAAAGUCUCUUUGAAAUGGCAGUUACAUUAAUUCAUAAAUUGUGCAUUUAAUAACACACAGGCUCAAGGAUAUUACUACAGAAGUUCUCUGGAGAAACUUUGGGCACAUGUGGAGCGAACAAAAGUCUUUAUGAAAAUGUUAAAUUAGUCAAAAUUUGUUUUAGCACAACACUUGGAAGAUAUUCACAGAGUUCAGGUAUUUUCAGGGUGGCCACAGACUGUGAAAACUGGAAACAUUCAGGGAAUUUUUUGAGAUAAGCUUGUUUCUGCAUUGUAAUGGUUUCUUCGAUGGUCAGCCGUUAUAAAAACGUUUGUUGAAAAAGAACUGUGCACUGCUUAUUCAAAUCUUGACACAGCUGUAAGGCAAUGCUGCUGCAUAGCACAGGUUCCUUCAAGCGCGAAUGUUGGUUAUCCUGCUGUUGCUUAAUAAACAGACAUCUUAGUGCAUGUGGUUUAAAAGUACAUAUUUUUGUGAAAAAGAUGUUGCGAUUAUCCACAGCAGUUGAAAACCCUAAAAUUAUUUAGGUAAAUUGAUGAGGAAAUGGGAAAUUAUGCUAUGGGAAGAAAGUUGGCAUAUACAAGACGAGAAAGAAAAUAAAUUGGUGGCAGACAUUUUAGUGGCACGUCACUGCAGUAAAUAAAACAUCUUUGGUCUGUACGGUACUCAUUUUUCAUCUGACUUUUUUUUUUUUUACUAAUUUCAUGGUAAACUAUAUCAUUCACAGUUUAAUCCAUAAAUAAAAUAUUUACUGCCUAAUAUCUGUAGACUUGUGUUUACAAUUUACUUUUUGAAUUUUAAAGGUAGUUUUUAAACUUUUAAUAGUUUUCUUGUGGCAAAAAUAUAGUGCUAACGAAAAUAUACCUAACUUGUAGAUGUCUACAAUGGUACUGAGGAUGCUAUAUUUUUUACAGAAAACCUUGAAGGCAUUUUAUAAUAUGGAAUGGUUAUGCAAGUCCAGAACAAAAAAUUAAUAGUUGUAAUAUGGUUCUAAGGUCCAUGUUUAAGCUUGGUACGAGACUUAUAUAUUUUUGGUUAUGAUCUAAAUAUCAGGGGUGCAAGGUUUAUUCAAUAGCACAGCUUACAAAGUUCUAAAAGGAGAACCACUUUUUUGAAGGAAAAAAACCCCUUAAAAACUCCAAAUAGCAUAAUUUUACUUCCUGACAUGUUUUACAAUCAUUCUUUAGGAGGGUGUUGUGAUACAAGUGGUGAGGUCAGGUUACAUAUUACACAUACUGUAAUACUGUGAAAAUGAUCAGUUAGGUUAACUAUAUUAAAAAUCCUGAAAUAUUAUUUAAUGUAGCUAACUUAAACUAACCAAACAUCCUUAAUAUUUUAAGUUUUUUAAGAUCAUAUGUUAACUAGUGUGUUGAUUUUCUACAGCCCACAUAAAUUUUAAUAUUUACAAAAAAAGCUUAAAGGGUUCUAUAAUAUUUUGUAACAUAUGUAUUUUUUUCCAUAAGUCUUUAAAUUAUUUAUAAUAUUUUGCAUUCAUGUAAGCAAAUGAAGUACUUUGCAAUGUUUAGUUGCAUGCAUGACAUAAGUGUAUUUGACGUACUACUGUUAGUUUAAGCUUAGUUUUAGAGUAAUAUUUUUUUAAAAUAAAUUAGUGCCUUUAAUAUAUUUACAGUUAACUGCUAUUGUAUUGCGAGAAUGUUGCUAAUGAGUAAUGUUCAUUCUAAUUAAAUGCUCCUGAAAAUAACUUCUGAAUUUUAUUGAGUUAGCCUGCUACAAUCAUGUUCCUUAAAUUUAAAACUGUCUAUAGUUGUUUGUUGAAAUUCAAAUGAUUAAAGAAACAGUGAACAUUUAGGCUUGCACCCUUAUGGUGAAAAUACAGCUCUGAUUAGUAAUUCUAUGGCCGUUGCUGUUACAAGUGGUAUGGGGUGUGGGGAUGUGCGUUGCUACUCUGUAGUGACCCACAUAAUAUUGUAUGCUUUCAUGUGAAUACAUCACAUGGAUUCUUAUUUUCUCACUACUUUUAACCAUACAACUCAUUUUACCAAAAUAUGUGUCUUAUUUAAAAAGAAAAUUAUCUACAGGCAAUAGGUUUUGUGUUUGUCAUGUUAAAUAAUAAAAAAAUAAAGGUCAGGACAAAAUCACGUAAUAUUAAAACAAGAUACAGUGAAACCUCUUUAAUACAAACCUGAAGGGACCUAAAACUUUGCAGUUUGUAUUAACGAGGUUUGUAUUAACAGGUGCAUAUGCUCACAUUAAUAAUAAUCGACAAAAUCAAGUAUUGAUUUUUUACUCGAAAAUUAGUCAAAUAGAGAAUUAAAGAGGCUUGAAAAAUUCAUUGAUUUUUUUCUGCACUUUUUUAGUUGCAUAAAUGUCCUUUACUGCACUGCAAAGUUUGUCGAAGGAAGACAAGACAUCAGUGUCUACAUCACUAGCAGCCAGAACAUUUUCCAAGACAAUUAAUGCUGAAGAAGCUUCAUUUCUGCUUGGAAGUUCGUGAACAUCGUCAUCCACAUCAUCACUCUCUUCUUCUUCUCCAUCUUCACAUACAACUGGAACAACUUUGUCCAGCUCACUUUCACAUUCAUUCACUGGUGCAGCUUUUGUAUACACAUUAUCAUCAACAUGAACAUAAUCUUUGAAGUUGCCAGAAGCACCAUGUUGCUGAAGUUCUUCCCAGCCUUCCACUAGGUCUGAACCAUGGAGUUCAGAAGUUAGGGAGUAGGUGUGUGUAAUCUCUGCUGUGUUAACAGUUGAAGUCAAAACAAAAAACGACCACGCCCCCUUGUGAGAGCAAAACAUCACUGGUUGCAAUGCAUUUAAAUGCAGAAUACUGUAUUUUGUUAAUCCGAUAUUAGCUACCAACGGCGUAUAUGUGCAAGUUUAUCUUGUUAAGAUUAUGAAAUGAAAUAUAAUGUUGUGUUGCAAGACUGUAA
Messenger RNA from Bacillus rossius redtenbacheri, 7978 nucleotides. RefSeq lists its product as uncharacterized. The coding region runs from base 331 to 1932 and encodes 533 amino acids. The record is from RefSeq and is a predicted model, not a curated record. The transcript has 9 exons. NCBI's taxonomy places the organism in Eukaryota, Metazoa, Arthropoda, Insecta, Phasmatodea, Bacillidae.